Molecule: messenger RNA, 1139 nt
Organism: Motacilla alba alba
Lineage: Eukaryota; Metazoa; Chordata; Aves; Passeriformes; Motacillidae
Gene: IMPACT
Product: impact RWD domain protein
Exons: 11
Coding region: 44-1006 (320 amino acids)
Biological process (GO): regulation of translational initiation
Cellular component (GO): cytoplasm
Molecular function (GO): protein binding
Source: RefSeq, a predicted model, not a curated record
CCUGCUUCUCCUUCCCUUCCUCCUGCUCCUUCCCUCGGGUCCGAUGGCGGCGAGUGACACGGAAAGGGCUCAGCAGCAGAUUGAUGAAAUUGAAGCCCUUUCAUCGAUCUAUGGUGAUGAUUGGUGUGUUGUUGAUGAAGAUGAAAAAAUCUAUUGCAUUAAGAUUAGCGAUUGUCUGGAUCAACCAAAAUGGACCCUCUGUUUGCAGGUGAUUUUGCCACCAGGAUAUCCAACUGCAGAGCCACCUAUUUAUCAACUAAAUGCCCCUUGGCUUCGAGGACAAGAUUAUACAGAACUAGCAAAUAGCUUGGAAGAGAUAUAUAUACAGAACCUCGGUGAAAGUAUACUGUAUUUGUGGGUGGAGAAGAUACGAGAAGUUCUGGUAGAAAAGGCACAGUCUUCAGAUCCAGAACCAGAUAUUAAGAAAACCACUGAAGAAGUUGAUGAAGAUGAUGGAGAUGAUUUUCUUCUAGACUAUCAGCCCACUCAGGAAGACCAAAUUAAAAUGUUAAAUUACAUGACACCUGAAGGUCAGGAAGAUGAAGAACUGCCCCCCAUACAUCAUGGAAACCCAAUCACAGAUCGAAGGAGCACUUUCCAGGCUCAUUUGGCUCCAGUGGUGACAACCAGACAAGUUAAAAGAGUUCUUGAGAAAUUGUAUGAGAACAAGAAAAUUGCAAGUGCUACCCACAACAUAUAUGCUUACAGAAUAUACUGUGAAGAUAAGCAGACGUUCCUACAGGAUUGUGAAGACGAUGGAGAGACAGCAGCAGGUGGACGUCUUCUCCAUCUUAUGCAGAUUUUGAACGUCCACAAUGUGUUAGUUGUGGUGUCCCGCUGGUAUGGAGGUAUUCUCUUGGGACCAGAUCGUUUCAAGCAUAUAAACAAUUGUGCAAGAAAUGUACUUGUAGAGUACGACUAUGUACCAUCAACGGACGAAUCAUCUAGACAAGCUGGAAAGAGCAAAAAGAUAAGGAAGGACAACAAAAAAAAAACAGAACACUAAUUUAUUUUUUAAAAACUUUAAGAUAUUAUUUUGCACAUAUUUAUACAAAAAAACCCUGGACCUUAUUGCUUUAUCUUAUAGAAUGGACAUGUUGUAUUCAGAAGAGAAUUCAGUAAAGCCAUAGAUAUAUUUU